Messenger RNA from Purpureocillium lilacinum, 1101 nucleotides. RefSeq lists its product as uncharacterized. Lineage: Eukaryota; Fungi; Ascomycota; Sordariomycetes; Hypocreales; Ophiocordycipitaceae. Gene Ontology annotation, molecular function: L-iditol 2-dehydrogenase (NAD+) activity; zinc ion binding. Gene Ontology annotation, biological process: D-sorbitol catabolic process. The record is from RefSeq and is a predicted model, not a curated record.
AUGGCGCCCCCGACGCUCAACAAGGACGAGCUCAAGAACCUCUCCUUCAUCCUCAACAAGCCGCACGAUGUGACGUUUGCCGAGCGGCCCAAGCCCUCCGUCGAGAGCCCCCACGACGUGCUCGUCGCCGUCAACUACACGGGCAUCUGCGGCUCCGACGUGCACUACUGGGUGCACGGCGCCAUCGGCCACUUCGUCGUGCGCGAGCCCAUGGUGCUGGGCCACGAGUCGGCCGGCACCGUCGUCGAGACGGGCGCCGCGGUCGCGCACCUGCGGCCCGGCGACCGCGUCGCCAUCGAGCCCGGCUACGGGUGCCGCCGCUGCGCCGCCUGCCGCGCCGGCAAGUACAACCUCUGCGAGGACAUGAUCUUUGCCGCGACGCCGCCGCACGACGGCACCCUCACGGGCCUGUGGCGUUCGCCCGCCGACUUUUGCUACAAGCUGCCGGACAACGUGUCGCUGCAGGAGGGCGCGCUCGUCGAGCCGCUCGCCGUCGGCGUGCACAUCGUCAAGCAGGCGGCCGUGCAGCCGGGCCAGUCGGUCGUCGUUAUGGGCGCCGGGCCCGUGGGCCUGCUGUGCGCGGCCGUCGCGCGCGCGUACGGCGCCUCCAAGGUGGUCAGCGUCGACAUUGUGCAGUCCAAGCUCGACUUUGCGCGCGACUUUGCCGCCACCCACACGUACCUGUCGCGGCGCGUGUCGCCCGAGGACAACGCCGCCGCCAUCCGCGCGCACGCCGGCCUGCCGGGGGGCGCCGACGUCGUCAUCGACGCGAGCGGCGCCGAGCCCUCGAUCCAGACGAGCCUGCACGCCGUGCGCGUCGGCGGCACCUACGUCCAGGGUGGCAUGGGCAAGAGCGACAUCAACUUCCCCAUCAUGGCCAUGUGCCUCAAGGAGGUGACGGCCAAGGGCUCGUUCCGCUACGGGCCGGGUGACUACGAGCUGGCCGUCGAGCUCAUCGCCAGCGGCAAGGUCGACGUCAAGAAGCUCGUGUCGGCGGUCGUGCCGUUUGAGCAGGCCGAGGAGGCCUUCAAGAAGGUCAAGGAGGGCGAGGUGAUUAAGAUGCUCAUUGCCGGGCCCAACGAGGGCGGCAGCAGCAGCUGA